Molecule: messenger RNA, 660 nt
Organism: Plasmopara halstedii
Lineage: Eukaryota; Oomycota; Peronosporomycetes; Peronosporales; Peronosporaceae
Exons: 1
Coding region: 171-395 (74 amino acids)
Source: RefSeq, a predicted model, not a curated record
AGUGCUAAAGGAGGUCGAGACGUAACUAUGAGACGCUGUGAAAGUUGUUGAAAGCACCCAAUGGCAGGAAUAUAUUUGUGCUGAAGUCAAUGUGAAGAAUCGUGUUCAAGUUGAAUGUCGGACAGUGAAGCAAGCUCGUACAUAAGCUUUGAGAAAGAUGGACCCAGUAAAUGCAAGGCCUUAGUCGCGAUGAUAUUGGUGGGAGCGGCGAAUGGCAUCGGCUGAAAAGUUUGGGUGAUGUUCCCGAUUGCUGCUCAAUAUUCAAAGACUUUCAUUCUGAUCAAAACCGCUAUUUAAAUGUAUGGAUCAAAUCGAAUAAAAAGGUUCAGCUGAACCAAAAAGCAAAACGAGCGCUCUCAAAACCGCUUUUUUCUUUAUCCAGAUUUGCUUUUUAGACGUGACUCCUGCGCUUGAAGCAGUGGUUAGUGAGACCAUAUUUCUCAUAAAGAUCAAUGCUGGAAAAGUACCAAAGAUAUCGUCUCACCAGUGUUACAGUUUGUGGGCCAACCUCGGCAAAGUAGACGUUCGCCAUAAUAUUUAAUUAGAUCCUUAGCUCGCUAGCCAUGUGUCACCUCUAAGUCAAACGAAUUUAAUCAUAUUCUCUGACCCGGUGAAUGACUAACUUCACACCGUGAUCGAGUUGGUAUUGAUGACAUGUAC